UGGAGGUGCCCGCUGCUCUCCCGCUGCCAUACCUGGCUGGACAAAUAGUUGACCAUGAACCAUUGCCAUCGUUCUCCUCUUUUUCACAUUCAGAUUCAAAUCCCUCACCCACAUCGGCUUGGCUGAUCCCUUACUUGCAACAGCUUGUAUAUGGACUUCGCACUUUAGGCCCUCAACAGCCUCUCUCGACACACAUACACACCCUUUGACAUAUACACGGCUCCUUCCUUCGCUGGCUUGCUCCAUUUCUGGUGUGAACUGCUAGUUUUGUUCGGCUAGUCGCUCCCCGCUCCCCGCAUGGUCGUACAGCCCCGACUCGUCGGAGUGCUCUUGCGCGGUCGCUCCAAUUGGAAGCCCAUUGUCGAGACCGAUAUCUUUGUGCUCCAACACAACCCUCGGCAGGCCUCCCACCCCUGCAGGAUCAUCACCCGAGGAUUCCCUCACUAUCGAGUGGCAGAAGGGGACUCAAUCGAGCUGCUACAGGAGGAACUGACCCACUUGUCGCAGCAUGCACGCGUCUCGAUUCAGGGAAAGAUCACUUCAAAAAAGAUCGCGACCUGGCUCAAGGGCACUAGCUCAUUGGCCGCUGUCUCACCACCAGGGGAUCAAUUGCAGCAGGACGACGACGACGAUGACGACGAAGACAUCCAGGACGAGGACGGGUACCUCUCAGACCUCUCGACACUCUCGAAUGGAGAAGUAGGCAUGGACGAGUCCUAUUCAUUCAGAGUCGGAGGCGCUGGAAGGCUCCUGCGAAGAGCUAUCUCGCUUGAGGAUAUGAAGGACUCAUCUUCUGCAGCGCACCACCUAAUACUUCGCAGCGAUCAACCAGAGAGACCUGCUUCGGCUUCAAUGUGCUUGCCCGUCGGCUCUGAUACCCUUCCCCCGGUUCAUCACCCACUACAGCCGCCUUACGAACUCGAAUACCACUCCUAUCCACACCCCUCGUCCUCAUACAUAGUAGCCAACAACCGCAGCACCGAUCGAUCCGGCAUGACAUCCCAUCUACAUGCGGAUAGCUAUGCCGUCUUCGACGCCGAUCGUCCAUUUGAUCCGAUGGUCUUGACACAAACACCCGAGCGAGAGUAUUUAGACGAUCCAUUGGCGACAUUCGUCUCGCGGCCCGGUUCGAGCGAUAGCAAACCAAUACGGUUUGCAUACGCCGCCAGUUCGACGCAAGCGGACCAUGCAGGGAUGCGAGCGAGAUCUGUGGAUGAGACUACGCUGGCUGCAAAUGAGCGAGCUCCUGGAGGCUCUUUAGCAUGGUUUAAUGCGUCACCCCUUCUCGAUACUAUCGUCAAUUGGGUUGAAGGACCUGCCAACUAUCCGGGAACAAAGAAGAGUGACAAACCAAAUCCUCUGCUGGAUAUCCCGUUUCAAUUCAUAGCCAUGUUGACUUAUCCUGAACUGGAUCCGGGAAAUAAGCCGAGUCUUGCUGUGGUCCGGGAAACAGCAUUCGUUAGGCAGAGGCGCAAAACGCUACUUAUGCUGACGACCUAUACAUUCUUAGUGCGAUAUUGUAGUUUCGAUUUCUUUGUAGUUCUUUUGUUCAUGAGCAACUGCGGGAUGCUGUUCCUGAUGAAAAACUCUGGACGCAUAAAUGUUACCAUGGCCAAGGGUGCAGUUAAUCAACGCGUUGGCUGGGCGAAGCAGUGGGCAGAAGGGAUCUUCAGGAAAAGUGGCAGCGUUGCUAGCAACAACAUUCAAGAUUCCGCUUCACAUGAUCCACAGGGCGCUUCCUACUCGAAUACGAAUUCCAGAAAGCACGCAUCUUCCUUGUCUACCACCCACACAGAACGCGACCAUGCAGGAACAGCAUCCGUAGUAGGAGAAAAGGCCGAGAGUACAGUGGACGGGAAUAUGCAAAUCAAGAGGCGAGGACUGUUUCGGAAGCGAAAGACUUUGGGCAGCAACGGCGACAGCAAUACCAACAGUUCGUCUGUGGCCCAAAACGGUUCAGGAUCCUCCACCAUUCCAUCUUUUCUCGAUGGAGGCGCUGGAGGAGACGACGCAUCGGUCAUGGCGAACAGAACCCGGAAGCGUGGGUUCUUCAAGAGAUCCGCUAUCAGUCGAUCGGCUACGGCCCCGCCAAUAGCGCUGAGCGACGUUUCCAACAAUGCACCGACGACAAAGCCGCCACCUGUGCCAAUUUUACCUGGGCAACCGGGAACGUCCCUGCAUAACGGCGCAAUGCCUCUACGAGACGUCUCACUGUUGCCAGCAUCCAAUCUGUCGCAGACACAGUCGUUACCCCAUCCCCAGCUCUUGCUUCCACGGUCGCCGAGCCCCAAUGUUAUUAGAAAGGAUGUAUCAUGGUCCAAGCCUUGGGGUUCAACAUCUCAACCAUCACAGCAACAACCCAACCCCGACUCUGCACCAUCUUCCGGGACAACAUCAAUGUGUUCAUCACCUAAAGUCGCACCUGUUACCAUCCCUAUACCACAGUCGCCUGGAAGGCUACUUACGUCUAUCAACCCCCGACUGUUUCUUCCUGGAUUUUCUCAAUCCCAGAGGCAGCAGCAACAACAACAACGGUAUCCGCAUCCUCAGCACGAACAACAGUCGUUGUCUCUAUCGAUGUCCAUCGAGAAAUCUGUAGCGCCAACUCCAAUCUCACCACAGCCACGCAAUGCCAUUGGAUUAUCGACUUCAGCUAUCCUGGGAGGACAACAUGGUCGAAAUCAGGAGCAAACUCGAGCUCAAGAGUAUCACAGCUUCGACAUUCCGGGGGCGACCCUGUUCGAAGACGAAUUAGGGGAGCCAUUUGUUACGCAUACGCCAUUACCAACUUCCAAGUAUUCGACAUCGCCUGAACUUUUAGCAGUUUCUUCGCUUGUAGGAAUCGAGACAUUGGAACUACAAGGGAUACAGUCAACGGAUCAAAGACAACAGGGCGUGCAAAACUUGGCAGGAGCGUUCGAUGCCGGCGAGGAUAUGGGCGCGAGCACAGAAGAGAUGUGUGUCAGUAUCGUGGAACUCCAUAUAUCUGUCAAGGACGAGGCGAUAGGUCCAGUGUCAAACACGCCUACAGAAGCCGUUGGAGCCGGCUGAAUGUGAGAUAUAGUAGUAUAGGAAUCCUUGAUUGCUUUAUUCCUGUAGACAAUAAGAUUGAAGAUCAUCUGGCCAAUUCGGCCUUGCAUAGAGCUUUGUACUUGAAUAGGGCUAACUAGAGUUCUCUAAGGUAUAUCCACGCAUUUAGCAGCCAGAAGGUGUACUGACCUUACUUGUCGUCUGCUGUGUUCUUUUCUAUGUUUGCUUUGAGUGAGG
Messenger RNA from Gamsiella multidivaricata, 3267 nucleotides. RefSeq lists its product as uncharacterized. Lineage: Eukaryota; Fungi; Mortierellomycota; Mortierellomycetes; Mortierellales; Mortierellaceae. The record is from RefSeq and is a predicted model, not a curated record. Bases 298 to 3051 code for a protein of 917 amino acids. The transcript is spliced from 4 exons.